AAAAAAAACAACAACAAAAAAAAAGUCAACCUGUGGACACGAGCACUCGGCACACAACGAAAGAGCUGCGGCGGCCACGGUCGUCCCACCCGUGCCACUAGUAUGUGACGCGAGGAAGAGCGAGACGAAAACGACAACAACAACAACGAGGAGAACGACUUUUUACGAGCCGGCUUGCGACCAUGUUGUCUUCGCGAAUGCUUGUUGUUUUUGUGGCGACGAGCCGUUGUUGUCACCUCAUGGCACCUCUGCUGUUGCUGUGCUACCUGCCCCACGUCCACGCCGGCCACAGCAAGCCGGCCAACAGGUGGCUGAUCGGCGACAGGGACAGCCAGUGCGCCGGCGCUUGCGCGCGGCCGCAGGCCAAGCCGGUGUGCGGCUCGGACGGACGGAGCUACGAGAACGGAUGCGAGCUGCAGAGGGCGCGCUGCAAAGACAAGACGCUGACGCUGGCGCACCGCGGCCGCUGUCGAGGAAGAAACUGGGUGAAAGUUGAGGAGACGGCAGUGGCGCUCCCAGCAACGCCCGCAUCUGUGGCCAGAGACGCUGUGCAAACAGAUGAGGUUCAGUCCAAGUGUCGCGUGGAGAGGAACCAGGCUUUGGAGCAAGCCCGCAGGCCCCAAGAGUCCAUGUUUGUUCCAGAAUGCAACGAGGACGGCUCGUUUGCGCAGGUGCAGUGUCACACUCUGACAGGCUACUGCUGGUGCGUCACCUCCGACGGAAAGCCGGUGAGCGGCUCCUCGGUGCACAACAGGACUCCGGUGUGUUCAGGAAACUUCCAUGAGUUUUUGGAAACUCACGUCGGGACGAGCCGAUUGACAGGCUCCGUGACCGACAGACCGUCCGGGCCGGCAAACUCUGGUCGAAAAGUUUCUUUCCGUUUUUUUCUCACCCUCAAUCCAGACGACGGCUCCAAGCCUACGCCCACCAUGGAGACCAUCGUCCCCUCCGAAGGCGAUGAGAUAACUGCCCCCACGCUGUGGAUCAAACAAUUGGUUUACAAGGAGAAUAAGCAGAACAGCUCCACGUCCAGGAAGCAAGAGAAAGUUCCCUCUUGCGACCAGGAGCGACAGAGCGCCCUGGACGAGGCUCGGCAGAACCCCCGCGAGGCCGUCUUCAUCCCCGACUGCGGGCCCGGCGGCCUGUACAAGGCCGUCCAGUGCCAUCAGUCCACCGGCUACUGCUGGUGCGUGCUGAUAGACACCGGACGACCCAUUCCGGGAACCUCCACCAGGUACCAGACGCCAGAAUGUGACAGCGCCGCACAUUCUCGCAGCACCGACGCCGAAGAUCUGUUCCAGGGCCGAGACCUGACAGGCUGCCCCGAGGGGAAAAAAGGGGAAUUCAUUAUGAGUCUUUUAGACGCCCUGACCACAGACAUGGUUCAAGCCAUGAACUCACCAGCCCCUUCUAGUGGUGGGAGGUUCGUGGAGCCGGACCCCAGCCACACGCUGGAGGAGCGGGUGGUGCACUGGUACUUUGCCCAGCUGGACGCCAACGGCAGCCAGGACGUCGGCAAGAAGGAGCUGAAGCCCUUCAAGAGGUACCUGAAGAAGAAGGCCAAGCCCAAGAAGUGCGCUCGCAAGUUCACCGACUACUGCGACCUGAACAAGGACAAGGCCAUCUCGCUGCACGAGCUCAAGGGCUGCCUUGGAGUUGCCAAGGAUGGUGGUUCAACAGCAAGUAGCAUCUACGGGACAAGGCAAGGGACAAAUGUGUUCAUAGGUCGUCUGGUAUGAGAGGAGAACGUUCCAGGAGCCGAGACGAGAGCAGAGGUCACAGAAAGAAGGCAUCAACACGCUCGCUUGACGGUGAAAAAAAAGAGUGACGGAUCGGAGAGAAAAUAACUUCCUGACUUAUUCCAUGCACACACACACACACACACACACACACACACAAACAGAAGAAAACGAAGCAGCGCCAAAAUAUUUGCACUUUCUCCUCCCUGUGUUUGACGUUAUGUUUGUAUUUUGGAUUGUUUGUGGUUUUUAAGUGACUGAAAAUGUGUUUCUGUAAGAGUAAGAAUAUAUAUGUAAAGUCGUCAUAUUACAAGUGGAUUAUGUGCACGAAGUUAGCAGUUAGCGGGCUAAAAUGCACAUUGCUCUCAACUAGGGAUGGGCAUAAUACAUCGUUGAAUUGAUCAUUAACCAUUCCGUGGAUUGUGUGGGAUCGCGUCUUGAAGCAGCGCAGGUACAACAGAGCGUGCUACUAGUUUGUGGUCUUAAAGAAGACCUACACAACGUCAACUGUGGGCAUUGAAACAGGAGUGUAGAACAUUCGGAGGAUUCUCCCAAGCCAUUAAAAAACGAUUCAUUGUUUGUUCAUGAUUACUGUACGUCGAUUGCGUGGAAUCGCGUCUCAAAGCGACUUGAGGCAAAAUGGAGUGCGCUACAAGAUUGUUGUCGAAAGAAGGACAACAGGGCGUCAUCGAUGGGUUUCAAAACAGGAGUUCAGAACAUUCAUAGCAAUUUUCCCAUCCCAAUACAAAACGAUGAAUCAUUAAUAAUUACACCGAUUAUGUGGAAUUGUGUCUUGAAGCUAAUACGUGACUAGUUUGCUGUCUAAAGAAGUCAAGCAUCAGCUAUGGACAUUGAAAGAGGAAUAAGAACGUUUAGAGAGAGAGAUUCUUUCAGCAAGUUAAAAAUAAAGUCAAAAACAAUUAAUUGAUCGUUAAGAAUGCCAUCGAUUGCGUGAGAUUGAGUGCACAAGACGCAGUUGGCCGUCUAAAGAAGAUGAACGGAACAUCAGCGAUGGGCAUCAAAACAGGAGUUCAGAAUGCUCACAGAAGGAUUUUUCCGUGCAAUAAUAUGAAAAAAAACGACCCAGACUCGUUUCUUGUUUACAAUUACAUCUAUUAUGCGGAAUUCUAUCUUGAAGCAAUUGUGGCUAAAUCUAGUACGCUACUAGUUUGCUUUGUCUUAAGACCAGCAUGAAAACAUAGGCUAUGGGAAUCGAAGUGUUCAGAAAAUUUUCCGAGUUUCUCCCAUCCUCUUAAAAAAAAAAAAAAGGUAUCGUUCGGAAUUCGUCGAUUGCGUGGGCACACGUCUUAAUGAAAUAGAGUGCACUGUGAAUUUGCUGAAUAAAGAAGGAUAACAUGAUGUCAUCUAUGGGCGUCAAAACAGGAGUUCAGAACACUCCCGAAGAGAUUCCCCUAUCCCUUACAGAUUAAAACAAUAAAUUGAUAAGUAGUCAGUGAUUGUGGGAAAUUGACAAACUGGAGCUGCCCUACGAGUUUUUUUUUUUUUUUGUCUAAGGAAGACAUCAGUCAGGGGCAUUGAAACGGGUUCAGAACAUUCGGAGGGUUCCUUCUAGCCCAUAAAAAAAAAAUUAUAUAUCUUUAUAAAAACUAACAAUGAAUUAAUCUUUGAGUUCUGUGGCUUUUCUGAAAUCUUGAUGAAAUGGAGCGCACUACAAGUUUGCUGUUUAAAGGACAACAACGUCAGCUACCGACAUCGAAACAGGAGUUCAGACCAUUCCGACUCUUAAUUUUCUCCAUAGUUGAUCAAAGAAAUGCCGCGGAUUGCCCAUCCCUACUAGCAACGGCGAAGGAAUGUUUGUUGUACAUAUGAACAUGCGCAACUAAUUAGAAUGAAACUGUGACUCCCGACUUUGAAUUCAUCAGCACAUAAUUUUAGCUGUAUGGAUCCCCUUGCACUGUAAAUAGGGUUGCAAAGGGGUGGAAAAUUUCCGGUAAAUUUCCGGAAGCUUUCCGGUGAAUUUUAUUUUGGAAAUAUUCCAAUUCAGACACUUUCCAUGGGAGUUACUGGGAAUUGAUGGGAAGUAACUGGGAAUUAAGGCGACUUUCAUGGAAACCUUUCACGUUCAAGCAUGAAUAUAAACAUUUUGUUUUGUCAUAAAUAGACAUCCAUGAAAAAGAGAGAGCUCUCCUGUCUCACACGUGAGGGCAUUACAGCACAGCGGUCGGUGCCUUGAGAUACGAGUGGCCAGACUUUUUUGCUUUGACUUGCAAGGGCAAAUUUAAGAAUAUAUAUAUAGAAAAUAUAUAUUGAACAAUGAAUUUAAAAAAAGAGGCUGAAAGCGGUUUACCUCCCAGUUGAAGUUUACUGUCACAUUAAACACAAAACAAAGGGAAUUACACGUGUAUUCAAACCAGCGUAGCUUUGCCUUAUGAAAAAGUCUGCUCAAGUCAAUGCUAACAAACAAUGCAAACACCACUGAAAUGCUAACGGUUAGCAUCGACAGUUGCAAUUUUGGAAGCUAGACUAUUUGCAAACAAACAGUUGAGACACAUUUAGACAGAUGAUAUAACAAUCCUCACCGGCAUAUAUUCUUUAUCCUCUGCAAAAAAAAAGACUAAUAUUACAGCAUUUUACAAAAUCUGAAGUAGUGGUUUCUUCUUUCUUUGUGCCUGCAUGACUUUAUACUGCCUCGCAGUGUCCAAGGCGGGCACACCAGAAGGAGCAGCACCAUGAAUUGGAUUGCAGCAUUAAGUCAUGAUGCACAAACUGUUUAAUUCUUUACAUUCUUUUUAAUUAUGUCAUUACUCUGUUUUUAUAUAGUAAAAUACUGUAGAGAGCAUUUUUUUUUUUUUUUAGGGGGGUUGGAACGGAUUUAUGGCAUUUCCAGUGAGUUUCCAGAUGAUUUGAGAUAAGAGUCUUGUCACGGAACGAAUUAAACGUGUAUCUGAAGGCACCGCUUUACCUUAAUUUUUCAUUUUUUCUCCCACUUCCUUCGAGCAGUGGCGUAUGUGGAGCUUGCUCGUACCUAAAAUUUUGGCUCGUAACACAUAAAGUAGCGGAAAAAAAAUCUAUCAAAGCUUGGAUCACGAAAAGUCAUGAAAGUCACCGUACUUGUAUUAAAUGUGUUUGCUUUUUAUUAUUUUUUUGGGUCAGAAUUAUGCUCAAAUAUGUUUCCCCCAAAUAGAUUUAACUUCCCAAAGAGCCAAGCCUCAAUUCUGUAAAUUCCUGGUUUAUUCCUGUUUAUUCCCAUAAAUCCCUGUUAAUUCCCAUGGAACGUUUGAGAACUCCCCGAAUUUUGCAACCCUAACUGUAAACAACUUUUCUAGAAACAUUAGCGGUUUUUGGCAGUGUGAUAUCUGGCUUGCAUUGCGGCGGGACGAGUUAGCGCCGAGUAAGGAUUCACUUCACUUGUCAUGAAGUGCCGACGUGAUGCUGGCCUGAUGUUUUUAGAGCUAAAGCUGGGCAUAAACUGUGUCAUUUACCUAACUCACACAACUAAGUUAAUUGAGUUAAUAAUGGGACAAAAUGGGUGGGAGAAAAAAUAUCCCUAUUGCGAUGUUAGGGUUGGGCCAUUUGGCCUUAGUAUAACAUCUUUUUUUCCACAAAAGAAAUAUGAUUGAAAUCUUUUAUUUUUUUUCCACCCAAAAAAUGUGAUGAAUUUAAUCAAUUCUAUCGUGCUUUUGUGAGAUUUGAAUUUAAAAUGGUGAAUUUUCCACACUGAAAUCAUUGUCAAAAAGAGUCCGUGUUGAAAAUAUGACGCUAAAAAAGUCCACGUUAGAAAUUAAAAUUCAAGCUCAGAUGGCACAGAUUUACUUCCAUACAUCCAUACGUGCGUGUACGUGCACAUGAAGCGAAGACUCUCCGUAACAACCCGGGCUUAGUUUAGCUCCUCCCCAACAUACUGUACAAAACUCAUAUCUCAGUCGAGAUGUAUCAUUUCAAUAUGCAUCCUUGGACCAACUGUACUACUUUCCUAUUUAGAUGGUGCUUUGUCGCCAUCAUGUCAAAUCUUAGGGUGCUUUGGAAAGUACAAACAAUGCGAAUAGGUGAGUUUUUCAGCAAAUAAAUAAUCAUAAAAUAGCAAUACACACGUCACAAGUUAAUCGCCAGCUGCAGUUAAAACGUUAUUAAACGUUAAAAGCCUUUGACAAAAAAAAUCGGAACAUUACAUUGGGUUCAAAAUAUCACAACAUUGAUGUAUCGCAUCGUUUAUCUUUCAAUAUGUUGUCAAACGGCCAAUGAAAGCAAGUUUCACUACGUUUUUAUUAUGUGUUAUAAAAUAUUAAAUGUCCAACAUGCACCGAUUUGCAUGAGAAAAAUUAAACACAAACGGCAAAAAACAAGUGGAGAUUAGAUUAAUUCGCUCAGUCUAUGCCCAAUUUAGCUUUGGAUGAAACGGAAGGUGACUGGACUCGCUUUUUCGCGAUCAUCAGGCAUAGGCAAGCAGCGGCUGAAGUUUAGUCCGUGCUACUCGUCCCUAAAGUGCAACCCAACGUUUGCCAGCAUUUUGUCUGCACACAAUGCUUGGAGAUCAAUGUUUGUUUGUUUUUCUAAUAACUUUUUUUGUAAAUUCAAAUUCAACCUCAAAUAAUAAAGACUAUUAAAAAAGCCAUUCUGCGAGUGUUUAGUUAAAACCAGCACGAAUGUUUCAACUGUACCUUGUCUCCCCCCCCCCCCGUAAAUCCACUCAACAACUGUCGAGAAGAUUUAGCAUUGCCAGCAAAUAAUAACGGUGACUAAACACGAGCAGUAAAUGGAAUACUAUGUUUACAUGCCUCAGUCCAUUAAUAAUGGCCGCCCUACUCUGGUUAAUCCUGCUUUUUGUACACAACGUUUGACGUUUUACAAACAGCAAGCCAUAAAAUAAAUAUUUGAAUCUCCGGAGAAAUAUCAAAAGUCAACAGGUUGAUUGUUUUCCUUCGGGUUUCUUUGUGAUACGUUGUGUUCCAAAUUGAGACUAUCCCCAAUAGAAUUGUGUACAGUUGUUUUUGGAAUAGCAGUUAUAAUUAAAACUCAAGCACAGGACUUGAAUUUUUUUUGUUUUUUCUGAAGCCAAAUAAACCCCCAUUUGGAGGGUUUUCUCUCAGAUUUUGCAGUCAUCACGGUUAUCAUGUAUGUAUGAUUACAUAUGAAAUUGAGUCUGGAGCACCCUGCUGAGGAGAAAAAAAAAAAAAAAAAAAAAAACUCCAGACACCAGUUUCCUG
Molecule: messenger RNA, 6904 nt
Organism: Phycodurus eques (leafy seadragon)
Lineage: Eukaryota; Metazoa; Chordata; Actinopteri; Syngnathiformes; Syngnathidae
Gene: smoc1
Product: SPARC related modular calcium binding 1
Exons: 15
Coding region: 183-1739 (518 amino acids)
Biological process (GO): extracellular matrix organization
Cellular component (GO): basement membrane
Molecular function (GO): protein binding; calcium ion binding; heparin binding
Source: RefSeq, a predicted model, not a curated record